Drosophila takahashii is the source of this 1257-nucleotide messenger RNA. It is a transcript of the gene Or56a, whose product is annotated as Odorant receptor 56a. Lineage: Eukaryota; Metazoa; Arthropoda; Insecta; Diptera; Drosophilidae. The record is from RefSeq and is a predicted model, not a curated record. Gene Ontology annotation, biological process: sensory perception of smell; detection of chemical stimulus involved in sensory perception of smell. Gene Ontology annotation, cellular component: plasma membrane. Gene Ontology annotation, molecular function: olfactory receptor activity; odorant binding.
AUGUUCAAAGUAAAGGAUCUAUUGCUUUCGCCGGGAACCUUCGAAGAUCCCAUCUUCAAACCCCAUCUGCGGUGCUUUCGGUGGUAUGGUUAUGUGGCCUCCAAAGAUCAGAAGAGACCUUGGUUCAGUCUCCUGCGCUGCACCGUUUUCACGGCCUCCAUUUGGCUGAGCUGCGCCCUAAUGCUUGCCCGGGUUUUCCGGGGCUACAAAAAUCUCAAUGAUGGGGCCACAAGUUGGGCGACUGCUGUUCAGUAUUUCACUGUUUCCAUCGCCACGCUCAAUGCCUAUGUGCAAAGAAAUAGAGUAAUUUACCUUUUGAGAGAGGCUUACGAGGACAUCCAGAACUUAAUGUUCGUGGCAGAUGAUCAGGAGAUGUCUCUCCUGGUCGCCACGCAGGUUUAUACCCGAACCAUUACCCUGAUCCUGUGGGUUCCAUCGGUCAUUGCUGGUUUUAUAGCCUAUUCGGACUGCAUCUAUAGGACUUGGUUUCUGCCAAAAUCGGUAUUCAAUAUGCCGGCAGUGCGACGAGGUGAGGAGCAGCCCAUUCUGCUGUUCCAACUGUUUCCCUUUGGAGAACUGUGCGAUAACUUCGUGGUCGGGUAUCUGGGACCUUGGUAUGCUCUGGCUUUGGGAAUCACUACGAUUCCAUUGUGGCACACCUUUAUCACGUGCCUCAUGAAGUACGUGAACCUAAAGCUGCAGAUUCUCAACAAACGGGUGGAGGAGAUGGAUAUCACACGCAUAAAUCCGACCUUGGUAGUAGAUCGUCUAUCAGCCAGUGAGCUUACGUACUGGCGAUUGCAACUCUUCAAGGAAUUCGUACGUGAACAGCUGAGAAUUCGGAAAUUUGUCCAGGAGCUUCAGAAUCUAAUUUGCGUCCCGGUUAUGGCAGAUUUCAUUAUUUUCUCGGUUCUCAUGUGCUUUCUCUUUUUUGCCUUGACAGUUGGUGUCCCCAGCAAGAUGGACUACUUCUUCAUGUUUAUUUACCUUUUUGUUAUGGCUGCCAUACUGUGGAUCUACCAUUGGCAUGCCACGCUAAUUGUUGAAUGUCACGAUAAAUUGUCCCUCGCUUACUAUUCGUGCGGAUGGUACAACUUCGAACUGCCUUUGCAGCGCAUGAUGGUCUUUGUGAUGAUGAAUGCCCAACGGCCGAUGACGAUGCGCGCCCUGCUGGUUGAUCUGAAUCUGAGGACCUUCAUAGACAUUGUACGUGGAGCCUACAGCUACUUCAAUCUGCUGCGUAGCACUCACAUGUAA